This is a messenger RNA of Seriola aureovittata, 2506 nucleotides long. Its product is annotated as Ras-related and estrogen-regulated growth inhibitor-like protein. Bases 344 to 958 code for a protein of 204 amino acids. The transcript is spliced from 4 exons. Gene Ontology annotation, molecular function: GTPase activity; GTP binding. Lineage: Eukaryota; Metazoa; Chordata; Actinopteri; Carangiformes; Carangidae. The record is from RefSeq and is a predicted model, not a curated record.
UCAUCAUCAUCAAAGGCCUGAGACCAGGACCAGUGUGAAGCCCAGCAGCAGAGUUCUGAAUCAACUGGUAACCCAAACUUAAACCUGACUCUAAACUGGACCUGUUUCUAACCUGGACCCUCACACUCUGUGAACUCAGUCCAGCUCUGAUCAUCACCACUGUCGACUCGACAUCCACCAAUCAGACAGAAGAGAAAAACUGACCAACCACAGACUGAGGGGUGUGUCUGACAGCUCUGAGACCCCGCCCACACAGUCUAUAUAAAGCCCAGAACCUGAACCAGGACGUGCAGACCCUGCAGAAGCUCACAGUCCAGUGUUUGCAGACCAGUCCUCAGUCCUGAUGGUGGUGGAGCUGAACAGCAGGGUGGAGGUGAUGGAGGGAAACCAGCAGAGAGUGGAGGCCAACAUCCUGCUGCUGGGGGCUCACAACGUCGGCAAGUCUGCUCUCACUGUCAGAUUUCUGACCAGGAGAUUCAUCGGAGAGUACGGAGACAUCGAGUCGGUUUACAGCCGAGUCGACAGGAUCGACGGUCAGAACAUCUGCUUUAACAUCUGGGACUCUCAGUUCACACAGGCCGGGGAGAAGCAGCUGCAGUGGGCCGACGGGAUGAUCCUGGUCUACAGCAUCUGCGACCGCGGCAGCUUCGACGUGGUCCGGCAGCAGCUGCAGCAGAUCCGCGGCGGCAGGAAGCCGUCGUCCGUCCCGGUCCUGAUCGUGGGGAACAAGCGGGACCUGCAGCGGUACCGGAGCGUCUCCAGCGAGGAGGGCCGGCUGCUCGCUCUGUCGCAGCGCUGCGGCUUCUUCGAGGUGUCGGCGGCCGAGACGUACCACGGCGCCCUGCUGGUCUUCCACCGGCUGGUCGACCUGGUCAGAGAGACCCGGGCCCUGAGGAAGACCAACGCCGGAGUCCGAGGGAUCGUCCGCAGCGUGUUCGGAAAGAAACGAGCCGAGUAGAGGAGGAAGGUUCAACACGUGAACGUUCUUUACCGAGUCUGACGUGAGCAGAUACCGGAGCGUCCGCCUCAGCAGAAAGGUCAAAGGUCAAAGGUCAGGGACGAGGUGGUCAGAGGCAUGUUGAGAGGAGCGUCUUCAUUUGAAAGUGUGGAGGGAAAGUUGGUGAAAGAAAAGUUGUAGAAAUGAUUCAGAGACGAGAGGCGGCUGCUGAUUGGACAGAGGGAAAGACUGAGCUAACUGCUGAUUGGACGGAGGAGUUCAUACUGAAACAUCUCAACAACCCUCAGACGGACUGAUGUUCAUGAUCCCCAGAGGAUGGAUCCCUCUGACUCUGGUGAACCUCUGACUUUCCUCUAGCGCCACCCUCAGGGUCACAUCUGUGGAUUUUGCUGAAAUGUCUCAACAACCAUCAGAUGAACUCAGACGUUCAUUUUCCCCUGAGGAUAAACUGUCAUAACUUUUCCUGUAGCGCCACCAUCAGGUCACUGUUUUCAGGUCUCUGGUUUAUAACAUGGUGAAUAAUGUUGGUGAAGAUUAAACCUGACAGACAUCAACGCAUCAGCAGCUCGUGGACAAAGUGUCACAUUCCUGCUACUCAGAGGAUGAACCCUCCCACAUUGCAGCCUGUAGGAGGCGCUACAGCACCACAAGGCUUCACUCUGCAGACACAGGUGACCUGAGGGAAAUCAUGUGACCUGAUCAAGCAGCAGGCCGAUGAAGUGACAGAAUAGUUAUUGAUUAGAAUAUAACGAUGUCAUUAUGAGGUAGUUGGAGCUAAAGAACCUGAGGGAAGUUCAAAUGCAGAUUUGUAAAUUUUUACAUGUUGUUGUUUCUGUGAAAAUGAAAUGAAUGUCACUGAUGAUGAAACAGACGAAGAGGCGUUCAGAGACGACGCUGCCGAUCAGUUUGUAAACACGUUGUAAACAGACGAUUUUUCUAAUAAAAACUGAAGAGAAACUGAGUCUGCCUUUGAUCCUGAUACAAACACAGUGAGGUGAAGCUGUGAGUCCAAGAAACUUUAUUGAACACGUCGCAGGUCGACAGCUGCACAACAUUCAAACACUUUGAUCUUCUGUCUGUGAAAUAAUGAGAAUAAACUUGUCUGAUUUAAAUAACAUGUUUAAACAGUUUGAUUCAGUUCAGUCUCAUGUCAUCAGUCAACACUGACUCUCUGUCUCUCUUCGUUCAGCACAAUAACACAUUAAAGGUCCAACCUGUCACCUUUUACUUAAUUUAUAACCUUUAAUAUCACCUUUAAAACCUGUUUCCUUCAACAACAACCAGCUCAUCACUGUGAACUCAGCUGUUACACAUUUCACCGCUGUGUCACUGUCGUCAUGUACGGUGGCUCUGAGGAGCCAAACAACAGGUCAGAUAACACCAGGUUUAUUAUUCAGCUCAAAGAACAUGUCGUUAAAAUCAAUGUUUUCUGUGUUUCCUCCUGUUUUAAAGUAAAUGUUCAAUAUCUUCAUAUAUUCAACAUGAUCAUAUCGACUCACAUUUAACACUUACGCAUUGUGAAGAAAAUAAAUAUGAAGCUGGACUGUA